GAAGACCCGGAAAACGUUCCUUUAGUUUUCUCUUGACACGUAUCGAGCAACGAAGUUGGCGGAGUCCAGUGUUGAAUUGUUCAUUGUUGCAGACGGUCAAAAAUGUCAGGGUUUGACAACUUCAACACAGAUUUCUACCAGUCCAGCUACAGUGUAGAUGACCAAGGCCAACCUGCUGGAUAUGGCUACAGUAACACAGAAGACCCCUACAAACAGGGUCAGUAUGACUACUCCCAACCGAUGGGAUACUCAGCCCCAGGGAUGAUGCAACCCCAGCAGCCCUACACAGGCCAGAUCUACCAACCCACACCAGCCUUCACACCUUCCCCCACACAGUCCAUGUACGGCAGCAGCUUUGAUGACGAGCCCCCACUGCUGGAGGAAUUGGGCAUUAACUUUGACCACAUCUGGCAGAAGACCCUGACAGUGCUCCACCCCAUGAAGGCAGCAGAUGGUAACAUUAUGAACGAGACUGACCUGGCUGGGCCCAUGGUGUUCUGUCUGGCCUUCGGAGCCACCUUACUUCUGACAGGAAAGAUCCAGUUUGGCUAUGUGUAUGGCAUCAGCGUCAUCGGCUGCCUGGGGAUGUACUGUCUCCUCAACCUAAUGAGCAUGACAGGUGUGUCGUUUGGCUGUGUCGCCAGUGUACUGGGCUACUGCCUUCUACCCAUGAUCCUCCUUGCCAGCUUCGGAAUCAUCUUUUCUUUACAAGGCAUGUUUGGAAUAAUCAUCGCAGCCACAAUAAUUGGCUGGUGCAGUUUCUCUGCUUCCAAGAUCUUCAUCUCGGCCCUGGCCAUGGACGGACAGCAACUUCUGGUGGCGUACCCCUGUGCCCUCCUCUAUGGGGUGUUUGCCCUCAUCUCUGUCUUCUGAACUGUCUCUGUCUGUCAUCUACACCAUGCAGGAAAACGGCCCAGCAAACCCAACUAACUUGAGGACCAGUAAGAAGCGCUGCUGUGCUGCACCCACAUCACAGUGCAUUGGUGUGGCCAGAAACCCUGUCAGUUUCAUUCCACUUUUACACCCGCUGACAGGGGUCAGUUGUAGAGUAUCAAUUCCAAACCAUUUCGAUUCAGGACUAAGGACCCAUCCACGGACCACUGCAAUCUUAUAUUUAAUGUAAAGCUUGUUCUUUAUUAUGUUUGUUUUUGUUUCUAAGAUUUAUUUGAGCUUUGAGGCCUUCAGAAAAUGCUUUGCACAGGUAUUUUCAAUUUUAUUCAACUGAAGCAGGUGACUUGAAAUUGAGUUGUUAAAAUAAGACCUUGUUGCAUAGUUAAUCUAUCUCUAAUAUCAACAGCUCUCAUUCAUACAUACACAUCUGGGUACUCAGAGGUCUCCUUACAAGUCUGAAAAGACAUGUUUUAUAAACCUGCAAUCAUUUUCACUCCAUUUUCUGUCCUGUUAGGUCUUUCUUAGAACAAUUUAAAUUGCUGAAACAUGAGGCGCUGCUUGACCAAAACUCUGCCUUGUGGCAUUCUCAAUUGUAUUUUCCAGCCCCCCCCCCUCCCCCAUGUGAUCAGGGCUGUGUUGGUUUUGAAGCUUGUGUGAUUCUAAACUUUGGGCAGUCAAAAUGCCUGCGCGAUGACACAGCUGUGUACACACUCAAGUUAUGUACAACAUGAAUUUUUAAAAAGAAAUAGAUAUUUGUGAGGUUUUAAUUUUAUUGUAAGAUAGUUUGUUGUUCAAGAUCAAAACUGCACUGCAGGGCUCCAGCCUACUGUGCUGUCAAAUCAAAUUUAUUUGUAUAGCCCUUCUUACAUCAGCUGAUAUCUCAAAGUGCUGUACAGAAACCCAGCCUAAAACCCCAAACAGCAAGCAAUGCAGUUGUAAGUCGCUCUGGAUAAGAGCGUCUGCUAAAUGACUUAAAUGUAAAUGUAGAAGCAUGGUUGCUAGGAAACUCCUGAGAAACGGCAAAAACUGUUAAGACUUUGUGUAUCCACAUUUUGUUCACGAACAGAAUAGGCGUCACAAGGUUGUCAGCUGUGUUUAAUGGUAUUGUACUACAGGCCGGUCAAACCACACAAGAAGUAUCUCACAGAUCCUAGGAGAUUUUCAGUCUCUUAUCCAUUAUUCUCAUGAAGUUUGUAUUGGAUCGGUUUUCUGUUUUUCACCUCAAGGCUAUGAUGCAUUGUUGAGCUUGUUUUUUUGGCUGCAGGGUUAUAUGGAACACUAGAGUGCAUUGAAUAACUAUUGUCAUAGUUUUAGUCUUUUACUGUUCACUUUGACUACAAUGUGGGUGUGAAUUUUGGUUUCGCACAAAGGUGUCACCUGAAAGGCACGGUUUUAUGGUCAUCAGUGGUUUUUCUCAGUUUUCCUAUAACUUUGUUUUUAUGCUAAGCCUGAGCUCCUGAAGGGAUGCCAUUUUAUAUAGUCUUCCUAAGAAUAAUGAAUAAUGCAAAAUUUAAAUUGAGUGCUUUUCUUUUUCAACAUACUAUACACAAGGGAAUACUUUGCAUUUCAUGCAACCAAGAGCCAUUUACAGUGCUACUCUUUUAUGGCCAAGUAUUUAUAUACUGUGUCAUUUGUUUUGUACUUCUUAAAAGUCCCAAUGUUGUUCUUUUGUCAUGUUGAAAUUCUUGAUCAAUUGGAAAAGCGUCGUGCUUGUGUGGUUUUAUUGGCCACUAUCUAAAUAAAAUAUAGGUUGAUA
Messenger RNA from Oncorhynchus masou masou (cherry salmon), 2647 nucleotides. Its product is annotated as protein YIPF5. The coding region runs from base 103 to 873 and encodes 256 amino acids. Lineage: Eukaryota; Metazoa; Chordata; Actinopteri; Salmoniformes; Salmonidae. The record is from RefSeq and is a predicted model, not a curated record. Gene Ontology annotation, cellular component: trans-Golgi network; membrane. Gene Ontology annotation, biological process: vesicle fusion with Golgi apparatus; endoplasmic reticulum to Golgi vesicle-mediated transport; regulation of ER to Golgi vesicle-mediated transport. The transcript has 6 exons.